CCCACCCACAGGCCUGCUCCGAUUUGCUGGCCCACCAGAAGCACCUGACAGUGGGUCUGCCCCCGGAGCCCCGAGAGAAGACCAUCACGGCCCCCAUUCCUCUGGACCAACUUGCAUCCAUCAUUGACGAGGCCAGCGACAACAACAUCAGCGUGGCCAUUCUCACCCAGGAGAUCAUGGUGUACCUGGCCAUGAGCAUCAGGACGCAGCCCAACCUGUUCAGCGAGAUGUUCCGUCUCCGCAUCGGGCUCAUCAUCCAGGUCAUGGCCACGGAGCUGGCCCAGUCACUCAACUGCUCCGGCGAGGAGGCCACGGAAAGCCUGAUGAGUCUCAGCCCCUCGGAGCUGAAGAACCUCCUGUACCACAUCCUGAGCGGGAAGGAGUUCGGCGUGGAGCGCAGCGUGAGAGACGCGGACAGCGGCGUCGGCACUGCCAUCUCCAUCCAUCACCUCGGCAACGUGGGCGCCACCAAGAGCGAGAGGGCGGGAAUAAGCAAGCUCAAGAGUGACAUGAAGAUGGUAGGAAGCAAACCUCAGCGCCGGCGUUAGCAUUUUGCCACUAGCAUUGGCCGUCUACUCACAGACAGACUAAUUACAGUUGUGCCUCUCUACUUACGAACGUCUCUUCAUACGA
Molecule: messenger RNA, 633 nt
Organism: Hippocampus comes (tiger tail seahorse)
Lineage: Eukaryota; Metazoa; Chordata; Actinopteri; Syngnathiformes; Syngnathidae
Product: phosphorylase b kinase regulatory subunit alpha, skeletal muscle isoform-like
Exons: 4
Coding region: 177-548 (123 amino acids)
Biological process (GO): glycogen metabolic process
Cellular component (GO): phosphorylase kinase complex
Molecular function (GO): calmodulin binding
Source: RefSeq, a predicted model, not a curated record